AGCAACUAAGUUUGUAAAACAUUUUUUUAUGAACAAGUAAUGUAAUCAAUCGGUCAAGACAGCUAACUCCACCAAUCAUUCAAACCAACUAAUACAAACAGCUAACAAGCAGCAGCCAACCGGGGCCUUAAACAUAUUAGGGUCUUUAAUGGACCGAAGCCCAUAUUUAUGUAGCGGCAGGAAAGACAUUGCGUAGAAGCCCAUGUAUGGCAAAGCCCUAAUUUAUAAUCAUCGCGUCAUCUUCCCUCCCACUCCCUUUCCGCAAAACCCUAGCCUCGCCGUCUGAACUUCUGUGCUCGCCACAAUGCCGCCGAAGUUUGAUCCAUCUCAGGUCGUCGAGGUCUACGUCCGUGUCACCGGCGGAGAGGUCGGCGCUGCCAGUUCGCUCGCUCCUAAGAUCGGUCCCCUCGGUCUCUCACCCAAGAAGAUCGGUGAGGACAUCGCCAAGGAGACUGCCAAGGACUGGAAGGGCCUCCGCGUCACCGUCAAGCUCACCGUCCAGAACCGUCAGGCCAAGGUCUCCGUCGUCCCCUCCGCCGCUGCUCUGGUCAUCAAGGCCCUCAAGGAGCCGGAGCGCGACAGGAAGAAGACCAAAAACAUAAAGCACAACGGAAACAUCUCCGUGGAUGAUGUCAUCGAGAUCGCGAAGAUCAUGCGGCCGCGUUCCAUGGCGAAAGAUUUGUCCGGCACCGUUAAGGAGAUCCUCGGAACCUGCGUUUCCGUCGGGUGCACGGUAGAUGGAAAGGACCCAAAGGGUUUGCAGCAGGAGAUUUGUGAUGGAGAGGUAGAUAUUCCUCUUGACUGAUACGCCAUUUCAUUUCCAUUGUUUUUCUUUUAUUCCCCUGUGAGAGAAUUUUGGAUGAGAAGACUUGGUUUUCUAGUUUCAGACAUUAGGAGGUUGUUCUUUCAUGCUCCAUUGAAAUGUUGUUUGCUGUUCGUUAAAGUUCAAGAUUCUCUUUUGCUUGCAUUGCUAAGUUAUGCUUUUCUGCUCCCUUUUUCUUGGUUUGUGAAAUCUUAGAACACGAUUUU
Molecule: messenger RNA, 1029 nt
Organism: Cuscuta campestris
Lineage: Eukaryota; Viridiplantae; Streptophyta; Magnoliopsida; Solanales; Convolvulaceae
Source: the annotation of a GenBank genome assembly